GAUGUGUUUGGGUCUGUCCCGUGUCCCCGCCGCUCACCCACAGCCUUGUCCUCGCAGACAGAAGCAGUGAACCAUCACACAGUCUCUCCGCUCCACCGAUCCCAGGCUGGUGCGUCCCGUUGCGCACACUUCAAAAGCGCGCUCCGAAUUCCUCCCAAACCUCAGAACGGCUGGUGGGAAAGAGUGCUACAACACUUUACGAGUCACUAUGAUUCCUGUGUGGAUGACAAAGGAUCGGUGACAGGAAGACUCGGGGGAGUUCAGGUACAGCAGGAGCAAGGACGAGUCUUGGCUUCCCCCUCCUCCCGCGAGCAGUUUGCGCUAGGUGAGACAGCAGAGGAUCCCUGGCUGGAUGGUCGACCAUACAAGCUCCAUGGAUUUCUUCACCUAGCUGCCAUCACUUAUUAUGUUACCAUUUACUUUUUGAGCUCUCUUUAGUAGCUCCCCCCUCUUAACUUCCCUCCCAAACUUCAGUCAGUGGAUCAUUCUGAGAGCGACAGGAUGGGCUCGCAGACCGGGGCAGCUCGGCAGAAACAGACGCUCCUGUGGUUCAUUGUAGCGGUGUCUCAGUUUGCGUCGGCACCAGGGUGUGAGCCGGACUAUGAAUUCACUAUUGAGGAGUUUUGCCUGGCCAAUUUCACUCGGGACAUGAAAAAGCUGGACCAGAGACACUGGUGUAGCUGGGAGGACACAGUCGAACUCUACGGCAAGCUGUCAAACUGCACGUUGCUGGUGGCGCAUCAGAUGAAUUGCUUCUGGCCCAACAGGCUAGUGGAUGAGUUCUUCAUCCGAGUCCACAAGCAGUACUUCCACGACUGCUCGCUGUCUGGACGGCUUCUCAAGGACCCACCAAAUCGCAUCCUGGGUCCCUUUAUUGCAAUACCAGUCCUGGUCACCCUCCUUAUGACAGCCCUGGUGGUGUGGCGGAGCAAACGCAGCGAGGGGAUUGUGUAGAGAGGGGAAGGGAGGGUGCCACGGAAAUAAAUUCUUUGGUUUACAGAGCAAAGAGAAGCACCAUGAAACCACUAUUACCUACUACAGAAACACAGGAAUGAAACACAGUGCUGAACAUUUCCAGGAGACCCACUAUCACCAGGUUAUAAAAGAAAAUUACUCCAACAACUGUUAGGAAACCCAGGUAUUUCAGAUUGUAUGAGUAUAUACCUAUACUGUAAAUAUACACAGUAUGUACAUUAUGAGCUGUACCUGUCAGUGGACUGUCAGAAUGUCUUUGUAACACAAUCAAGACAACAAACCAGAGUAAAGGAAAUGGUUUCUCUCAAAUUUUGCAAAUUUGCAAUGCAAAUUUUGCGUUUCCAUGCAAAGAUAUGUGAUUUUAACAGAUGUGCAUUAGUGAACUACAUACUCUGAAUGGUGCAUUUGGCUUAGUGAGAAUAUAAUCUGUAUGUGUUUAGUUUUCCUUUCCUUUAAUCUGCUCAUAUCAGACACUCUUGCCUCAAUUCCUCAGCAUACCUGCAGCUCAUUCUCUCCUCUGAAUGGGAAACAAAGACAUGUUUCCAUGGCAUAAUGCAAACUGAACAGCUGGAGAAAUGCAGCAGAUAAUGGUGUCACAUACAGCUACGCAGAAGAGGUGAGAUACAGCACGGCACAGAAAGGACGGUCACUGGGCAGGGGUUAAGGCCUCAAUUUGGACGGGCUGUGAUGAUGUUGUGUUAUGCAGCUUCCAUCCUCCAUCACCAAGGAAACAAAAAGGAAGAAAUGCCAGCGGAUACAAAGGUGGAAGUGGCUGAAAGUAAAGACUUUAAAGGCCAGCAUACACAGGCAGUAGUUUGGAGAUGUCAUUCAGUUAAGUAACCAAAAAAAUCUCCAAAUGUGUAUGAUUUUGCUCCCUCUGAAACAUCUGCUACCCAUGAUGGUUAUCAUACAGAAAUAUUUUAUCCUGACAAUAACCAUAUGAUUGCAUUCAAUUUAGGCACGUACGUGAAAAUGUUGCAAGAAUGAAAAAGAGAACAAAGAGUAGAAAAUCACUGUGGAAAAAUCCCAAAUCUAACUACAAAGAGAACAUAAAGUAAAGAAUUAGCCAACGCACAUGCUGAAUAUUGCCUAAAGCACACUUUGUGUAUCAUAGGUUUAAAUUGAUUUAUGAUCUCCAAAUGCGGUAGAGUGUGCUGUGUGAACUGGUUCCUCAGUGAUAUUUUUGAAUGCUUUCUUUCCUUUAUACAUUUAUUGACCUGUAGCCCGUCUGUCAGCAAAACACACUUUAAAGCACACCCACACUUCCUGAACAUGAUCUUACUCUGUACUUUGUGCCAAAAGCUCUUGGAAAAAAGCGGGCAACAUUUUGCUAUGAAAUGUCUAAUUUUCUGUUAGAGUGACUUCUUAUGACGGAAUUAUAAAAUCUAUAAUCAUGAAGAUGAGUUGAAUAAAAUGUCUGAUUAAUGUGUCUGAUAUGCUGGGGAUUGGCACUUUGAUUUUUAAUGAGUGGAGAUAGAUGGUACAAAAGGCUUAAGGUUAUUGUAAUUUACAAAUGAAUCAAGAAUCCUACCAUAAUGGAUGUAUGGCUUAGUACUGCACAACAUUGAGUCAUAAUGAAAUCACUGGGUUCAAGCUCCCGUGUCAAUUGCUGAAGUGUGAACAAUAUGAAAGGAAAAGUUAUGUUUAGUAAUGUAUAAAGAAAACAAAGGCCUCCUGCUUUUAUGUCACAACGAUUUGUGACCUGCAGGAAUUAUUGACAUAUGUAAUUAAAUAUUUUCUCUCUC
Molecule: messenger RNA, 2720 nt
Organism: Etheostoma cragini (Arkansas darter)
Lineage: Eukaryota; Metazoa; Chordata; Actinopteri; Perciformes; Percidae
Gene: ramp1
Product: receptor activity modifying protein 1
Exons: 3
Coding region: 502-954 (150 amino acids)
Biological process (GO): calcium ion transport; receptor internalization; intracellular protein transport
Cellular component (GO): signaling receptor complex; membrane; cell surface
Molecular function (GO): coreceptor activity
Source: RefSeq, a predicted model, not a curated record